Molecule: messenger RNA, 528 nt
Organism: Talaromyces marneffei
Lineage: Eukaryota; Fungi; Ascomycota; Eurotiomycetes; Eurotiales; Trichocomaceae
Exons: 4
Coding region: 1-528 (175 amino acids)
Biological process (GO): translation
Cellular component (GO): ribosome; cytosolic large ribosomal subunit
Molecular function (GO): structural constituent of ribosome; RNA binding
Source: RefSeq, a predicted model, not a curated record
AUGUCGGAAGGAAAGGACAAGAGCGCCAACCCCAUGCGCGAGCUGCGCAUCCAAAAGCUCGUGCUCAACAUUUCGGUCGGCGAAUCUGGUGAUAGACUCACCCGUGCUGCUAAGGUGCUUGAGCAGUUGAGCGGUCAAACCCCUGUUUACAGCAAGGCCCGCUACACUGUCCGUACCUUCGGUAUCCGUCGUAACGAAAAGAUUGCCGUCCACGUCACCGUCCGUGGCCCCAAGGCCGAGGAAAUCCUCGAGCGCGGCCUCAAGGUCAAGGAAUACGAGUUGAGAAAGCGCAACUUCUCCGAGACCGGCAACUUCGGAUUCGGUAUCAGCGAACACAUUGACUUGGGUAUCAAGUACGACCCUGGUAUUGGUAUCUACGGAAUGGACUUCUACUGCUGCAUGACCCGUCCUGGUGAGCGUAUCGCCAAGCGUAGACGCGCCAAGGCACACAUCGGUUCCAACCACAAGAUCACCCAAGGCGAGACCAUCAAGUGGUUCAAGAACCGCUUCGAGGGAAUUGUCCGAUAA